AUGGGAACGACCCUCCUGGGGAUCGACACCAAGGAGCACUGCUUCGAAGCCCAGUUCCAUCCCAAGCGCCCUUUGCUGGCUUGUGCUUGCAUCACUGGCGAGGUGGAGCUUCAUCACUUCGAUCGGGAGAACCGGACCCACGAGCUGGCUCAAAGCAUCACCAGCCACUCGAAGUCGUGCCGAGCAGCCAAGUUCCUGACAGACUCCAUCCUAGCCUCCACUGGGGCGGACAAGUUUGCCGCCUUAAGCGACCUGGAAACGGGCAAACAGGUGUGGCGUUGUAAGUUGAAAGCGGCGGGCUAUUCCCUCUUGGCCUUGGACACCGAGCGUUUCGCCAUAGGCGACGACGAUGGCGGCCUGCGCAUCUUCGAGGGCCGGGCGCCGAAGGCGGCCGUGAGCUGGUCGGAGAACACCGACUUCAUUUCGGACCUGGCCAUGGGGGUGGAUGGCACCAGCUUGUGCGCGGUGAGCGGCGAUGGCACCUUGGCCGUCUACGACGUCCGGAAGAGCGGGGAAAAGGGUCUCAUUGCGAUGUCGGACUUCCAGGACGAUGAGCUGCUCUCAGUCGCAAUCCUGCGACGUGGCACGAAGGUGAUCUGUGGCACGCAGACAGGCGUCCUGCCAAUCUUCAGCUGGGGGGAUUUCGGUGAUCAGAAGGAUCGCAUCAAUGGCCAUUCCAUGUCAGUGGACGCCAUGGUGAAGUUGGCGGAAGACAGCAUCAUCACGGGCUCUUCCGACGGCAAGCUCCGGGUGGUUGCGGUUCACAGUAAGAGCCUUCACAGCCAGAUUUUGGGAAUCCUUGGUGAGAUGAGCGCCGAAUAUCCCAUCGAGCGCCUCUCCCUCUCGCCGGACGCCAGCACCCUGGCGUGCAGCUCCCAUGGGCGGCCCUCCGUGCAGCUCUGGUCCACCGAGGCAGCCAGGCGCUUGAUGGAGGGCGAGAGCUGGGAAUCCAUCUUCGAGGUGCCGGACGAGGGAGCCGAGGGAGAGGGAGCGAAGGCGGACCCAACAGCUGCUGAGUCCGAUGAUGACAGCAGUGAGGAGGAGCAGCCGAAGAAGAAGAGACGAAAAGAGAAGAAGAAGGGGAAGAAGAACGUCCCAGGCUCCAAUGCGAAGCAACAUCAGGCAGCCAAGUUCUUUGCUGGCUUAUAA
Molecule: messenger RNA, 1149 nt
Organism: Durusdinium trenchii
Lineage: Eukaryota; Dinophyceae; Suessiales; Symbiodiniaceae
Source: the annotation of a GenBank genome assembly